AUGAGGCCUGCACUGUUGAAACACAAAUUGCAAAUCCCCAGCCAAGUUUUAGAGGUUAUCCAAGCAAGUCCAGCCAAGCUUGGCAUCUUCCCCAGUCUCUCUUUAAUCCAUUCAUUUUCUUCAUAUCUAUCUAAUCUAGAGUAUAUUCAUAUACUCAUUCACAGUUAGAUUACCAUCUUCUCAUCAUAGUAAUACAUAUAUACUUUCACAUAUCAUCAUAUAUAUAUAUAUAGUUACAGAAACACGACCCCUUUUCUUGGAUACGCACGCAUGUCCAAGAGAGGAGGAGGAGCCGUGCUGCAAAAGGAUGUGCCCUGGAGGGCAUCUUCCGGAAAACCCAUUCCCAAAAUUCACCACUCCCCUGUUCUUCGUCUCUCUCAAAACCCUUAUUCCAAUUACGCCUUAUCUGUCAUGAGGCACCCCAAUCCAAUUGAAAAUGGGUUUGGAAGUGAAGCCAUAGUGGAAGCAGCAGGGCCGGAUUGCAUUGUACCAGGACAGACUCCUCCCAUUAAAUUGCUUGGUUUAAAGGUGUGGCCCAUUUAUAUUGACUUGAAGUUUAUGGAACCGGUUGGACGAGAACUCAAAUCGAUUGGGAAGAUCUUUGUAUAUAGAUGUGUAUUUGAUCUUGGGGUGCUUUAAACCUUGUGCAUUUUUGUAAGUGCCAGUUCUUGUUCAAUCUUAUAAUUAUUAGGUUAGAUAAUUAAUUUGAUUUUUUAAAAUUUGUGUAUAAUUAGAAAUACAAUCAUAAUACCUUUUAAGUUUUAAUAGAUUUCCUGAGGCUCAUCCUGUGGUUUCAGGGCAAGGUUUCUUAUGUUGAGCAGGUGUUCGACUUGAAACUGAUAUAUUUUCUUGUUCACUUGUUUGACCAUCUAGUUCAACCACCUAAACCGUGGUGUUAAAUAUAAAUAAGAUUAAGUUACAAAGAAGUCCUACUUUUAAAGAUAUAAGAGCAUCAAGUCCUACAAAUGAACAAACCUACUAUCUUUUCAUAAAUUGUUGUUAUUUCAUUAAAUAAAAGUAUUAGCAAGAUUGGAGAAGUUUUGAAUAUGGUAAUUAAUAUCUUACCAAGGAAACAGUCUCUUCGCAUGCGGAGGUAAGGCAAUGUACUCCCCAGACCCCGGAAUGGCGGGAGCAUACUUGAAUUCGACAUCUAGAUAAUAUAGAUUUGAUUAAUUGGAGAAAAAAGAAAAACUUAAAUUUGAUUGCAAAUUUGCUACAUCUGAGAUAGACGAAACCCUCUUUUGUCACCAUAUUCUAUUUAAUUUUAAGUAUAAUUGAAUAUAUUUUGAAUAAUAAUAGCAUAAUUAAUUAUAUUAUUAUAUAGCAUAUUAUAUAUUUAAAUUUGUAAAACAUGUUCACAUUCCCGUCUCCAAGUUUUCAUGCCAAGUCAAUGUAUCCUAAGAUUUGGGAUCUAGGGAGGUCUGAGUUUGACAAUUAGACAGACCUGCACCCGAUACAUGUAAGCGACUUCAUGUAACAUAUUAAUUGACAAAAGGAGACACCAGGACUGACCAUCUCGACUGAAUAAGACUCCAUCAUUGGGAUUAGCGUGAGAUUCUUUUUAUAAAAAACAAAUUAUAAAAAUAAAAAAACUAAAAAAAAAAAAACAAAAAAA
Messenger RNA from Cornus florida, 1615 nucleotides. RefSeq lists its product as uncharacterized. Bases 271 to 639 code for a protein of 122 amino acids. The transcript has 4 exons. Gene Ontology annotation, cellular component: chloroplast envelope. NCBI's taxonomy places the organism in Eukaryota, Viridiplantae, Streptophyta, Magnoliopsida, Cornales, Cornaceae. The record is from RefSeq and is a predicted model, not a curated record.